UGUAACAGGACUCUGGGCUGACUGGGUCGGGUUCUAGCUGCUGGCCUCGGUUCGGUACAAGCCGCAGCAGUUAGAAGGCCACUAUGUUCUCUAUGUGGGACACUUGAUCGCCCCCUCCCUCCCUCCCUCCCUCCUCUGUCCUAGGCUGUACUACAAACAUGAAAUGCGCACAUGGAGCUGCAUGAGGGAGGAGCUCUGCAGAGUUUCCUGUCGGGGCAGCUGGGCUAUAAAAGUCUGCAUCCGUGAGCAAGAAGUUUUGACUGAGAGACAGAACAUUGUUUCUACAGUCUUCCUAGGUGUCUCAGGGAGACGCCGCCUCUCUUCUCGCCCGGAGGCAGCCGCCGCUGCCCGCUGCUGUGCGCGCUCAUGCCGUGGUUGCGGUCCUCCCCACAGUGCCUCUCCCUGUCGCCGGGCCAGCGGGAGUGUGAGCGGACGGCGUUCUCCUUCUACUGCGCGGUGCGGCAGCAGCUGCCGGUCUGGCUGCUGGAAGAGAUGCGGAGCAUGGAGGUGUUCUGCUGGGAUAACGGAAGCCCGCGAGCCUUCCUGCCGUCCGAAGCCCUGCUCUACGCUAUAGUGCACGACCACCGGGACUAUGCGCGCUACCUCCUCAACAGGUUCUCGGUGAGCGCGCUCCGGGCGCCGAGCUGCAGCUUCUGCUGCUGCCCGGGCAGCGGCGCGCCGCACCUGAACGUGGCGGUGCGCUACAACCGCGUGGCGGUCCUCAGCAUGGUGAUGGAGGCGCUGAAGGACUGCGACGGCCCCCCGGGGAAGCGGGGGGAAUACCUGGACGGCUGCGGCGGCUGCGUUCACGCCGCGGACGCGGGGAAGACGGCGGUCCAGCUGGCGGUGGAGCUGUCGCAUCCCGACUGCCUGCUGCAGCUGCUGGUCCACGGCGCGCGGCCCGACGGCCUCGAGGUGGCGCUGCAGAGACUCGUCUCCUGUGUUGUUUCGGAGCGACAAGCGGCGCAGCGGUGCCUCGACUUCCUGCUUCUGUUCCUGUCCAAGCCGCCGCCGCUGCCGUGGCUGCGGGACGAGCCGCAGCGCUGGCAGGGCGUGCUGGGGGACAGUGUGUUCAGCUGGCUCUGCGGCCUGGCCCCCUCCCCCCUGCUGCUGCAGGCGCUCCGGUGUCUGGCCCAGUCCGGAUCACACUGCAUCACCUCGCUGCCAGACUUCCUGCAGCCGCACAGCUGACAGACAUCUGUUAUGGAAGCCACUCUAAAGGACUGCUGUGAUUGGCCAGUUGGAAUGUAAAUAACGUGUAAAUAUUCUCGAAAUAUACAUAUUAAAGGUGUAAAAUAGGCAGCUUUGUAGAAGCUCUACAGGACUAGGGGAGCAGAAGUGUUAUUUAGGUGUUUGGUUUAGCUAUAAUCUGGCAGAAUAAAUUUCUUUGUCAGUUUCUGACUGGUUGGAAAAAUUGGCUCUGAGAACAUCAGGGUUGAGUUUGGAGCUUUGUUAAUUAUAUAAUAAUACUGCAGCAAAUGUUUAAAAGCCUUAAUUUAUAUCAUCUGAUCUAAUCAGUCAGUCGUGUCCCGGAUUUUAAAGGCAUUUUUUUUUACACAUCACUUGUCUGGCAUACAUUUUUAUUCAGUCCCCUUUACUCCGAUUCCCCUAAAUAAACCCGAGCACACCAAGUUGCCUUCAGAAGUCACCACUAGUAGAACCCAGCUUUGAUUCAUUUAAUCUGAGUCUAACUGCAGCUGUUCGCUUUCCGACCUCAGAGGUUCUUUAGAGAACACCGGAGAACCAGCUUCACGAAGACCGAGGAACCCAGCAGACAGGUCAAGGAGGAAGUUAAGGUCAAAGCAGGGUUAGGUUCUGAAACAAACAGUCCAUCAUCUGGACCUGGAGGGAGGAUAGACCACCUGCAGACCUCCCGAGACAUGGAGGUCCACCUGGACUGACAGGCUGGGCGAGGAGAGCAUUAAUCAGAGACGCAGCCAAGGUGCUUAAUGCUGCAGAGAUCCAGGGCUCAGGCGGGAGUCUGACAGGACAACUCUGUCAUGUACUUUAUGAAUGGGUGCCAAGAAGGAAGCAGAUGUCUUGUUUUUGUUUUUUUUUUUAAAAGGCAAAGCUCCUAAAGACCUGCAGCAAAAAGUGGUUCUAUAAUGUAUUAACUCAGACAUUUUAAAUACAUGUGCACACCAGAUGAAACAAUAUACAUUGUAGUGAGUGCUGUGAUGUAGUAAAAUAUGGAUAAAGGUUUGUGACCAUGAGCCAGCAGUCCACACAUAUGUCCACACUGACCUGUCUCCUACAGAACAGAGGCUUAUCAGUGGUCUAUCAACGUCUACCUCCUUUACCUCCAGAGUCUCAUAUAUGCAGCAAAGACAUCAGAGUUAGCCGUUCUCACUUAUUCAGAGUGUUGGAGAUAACCUCAGCAGUAGGGUUAAAGAUCUUCUACCAGCUAUUUCUUUCUCCACAAAACAAAUGCAAAAGAACAGGAACAAAUGAAAUCAACACGUCUAAAACCUUGAUGAGUUUGGGAGAAAAGUUUUAUUUGUAUUUUGACCCAGAUGGCGAAAGCUCUCUUCCCUGUCAUAUCGGGAAAAGGAUGUUGCAGGAAGGAAAAAAAACCUGCUUUGCAAGCACAGUAAGAUUUCUAGAGGGUUUGUGGUUUUUAUCAUUACCGUCUCCGAGAAAAUGUGUUUGUCUGCUUGUUUGUUUUGUUGGAAAUAUGCCCAGAUAUUGUGCUGUCAAGUUUUAGUGGGAGUGUUAAAGCAUAAUGUGAAUAAACAUGAACUGAUCAGCAUCUGAUGCCGAAGCUGCA
Fundulus heteroclitus (mummichog) is the source of this 2767-nucleotide messenger RNA. RefSeq names its product ankyrin repeat domain 9 (gene ankrd9). NCBI's taxonomy places the organism in Eukaryota, Metazoa, Chordata, Actinopteri, Cyprinodontiformes, Fundulidae. The coding region runs from base 367 to 1191 and encodes 274 amino acids. The record is from RefSeq and is a predicted model, not a curated record. The transcript has a single exon.